AUGCUGGCUAUGCAGCAGUUUGAGAGACUCUUGUACAAGUUUAGUUCGAUAAACACUCAUGAGAAACAGCUCGUUCGCUCAACCUUUCUUGACAUCGUGAUGCACAAAACCAUCGACCCGCGGCGGCGAAAUCGGCAGAGCACAGGCUUGCCACUGUGGGAGCGGACAAAAUUGUGCCCUAGUCGCACCAGCUGCGAAUCAGUCGCCCCAGACAGUGACAUGAAAAUUGUCAGACAAUCGGUGCACUUCUGUUUUGAGACAGAUCUGCUUGAGGUGCAACUUUUCGAUGAGCAAGGCGAUAAGCAGGACCGCUUCAGCACUAAGCCUGCAGACAAGGCGGCAAGAAGCCCUAGUGAAAUGCGGUUGCCAGUUGAUGAAGCUGCUCGGACCUAUGCGGUGAAGACCAUCGAAUUCUCUCCUGACGGCACAAAAUUGGCCGUCGCGCAGAGUGACAACAUUGUGUUUGUCUACAAGCUUGGAACCGACUGGAAGGACAAGAAGUCCAUCUGCAACAAGUUUCAGCAGACCUCCAGUGUGACCUGUCUCAGCUGGCCUGCGGGUCAUCCCAAUGAGGUCGUUUUUGGCCUUGCUGAAGGCAAGGUCAAGGUUGGUCAGCUCAAGUCCAACAAGGCGGCCACCUUGUACUCCACGGACUCCUUCGUGGUCUCGAUGUGCAGCGGCCCGGACGGAAAUUCCAUCCUCAGCGGCCACAUCGAUGGCUCGAUUUAUCGGUUUCAUUUUGAGACUGAAACUGUCCCUCGCCCGACCACCACCAAGUUCGCGAUGGUUCCGCAGUGCGUGCCCUACGCACUCUCCUGGGGCUAUGCGGGCAUUUGCGCUGCGGGGAACGACCGAAUGGUGCGUUUCUGGGACUCUGAGGGCAGGGAAGGCCAGACCUUCGAUUACAGUACUGACUCCAAAAUCAAGGAGUUUACCUGUGCUGCCUUCAAUCCCUCUGGGGAGUCCGUGGUGCUUGGGAACUACAAUCGCUUCUUAGUGUUUGCAUGGCAUCCCAAGCGGAGCGAAUGGGCAGAGGUGGUCCAACGAGAGGUGCCCAACCUCUACUCGGUCACAGCGCUGACGUGGCGAGCCGAUGGCUCACGCCUGAUCGUUGGAUCCCUCUGUGGUGGAGUGGACAUGUUCGACGUUUGCAUCCGCCGGUCGCGUUACCGUGGCACUCAUGAGUUCACUUACGUCUCCUUGAGCCAAGUGAUUGUGAAGAGCAUCGCCACGGGGCAUCGCAUCGUGUUGAAGAGCAACGUGGGCUUCGAGAUUCAGAAGAUCAACAUCUUCCAGGACCGGUUCUUGGUGGCCAAUACGCCCGAGAGCAUCUUGCUCGGAGAUUUGCAGACUUGCAGACUAUCUGAGAUUCCUUGGCACUCGAGCGGCACUGAGAAGUUCUUCUUUGACAAUCCGACUGUGUGCAUGAUCUUCAAGGCUGGUGAGCUCUCAGUGGUGGAGUAUGGCUGCAAUGAGCUUUUAGCUUGUGCCCGAACGGAGUUUAUGUCCCCUCAUCUCAUAAGCGUCCGCAUCAACACUCCGGACGAGAACGAUGUCUAUGCUCCAGCCAUGGGAGAGCUGAAGGUGAUCGCAUACCUUUUGGAUCUCAUGACCAUUCGAGUGGUUGAUCUGGUGACCAAUACUACGCUGGCCACCAUCUCCCACGACACCCGCAUCGAUUGGUUGGAGCUGAAUCCGAAUGGUGCCAAUCGCCUCAUUUUCCGAGACAAGCGCCGGCAGCUUUACCUUUACGACAUUGAGCAGCAGAGCAGGGUGACACUGCUCAACUACUGCAACUACGUGCAGUGGGUGCCAGAUAGCGACGUGGUUGUGGCGCAGAAUCGAGGCCAGCUUUGUGUUUGGUACUCCAUCAACGCGCCGGACCGGGUGACAUUGCAUGAGAUCAAGGGUGACAUCGAAGAUAUCGAGCGCUCCAAUGGCCGCACAUGUGUCAUUGUGGACGAAGGUGUGAACAUGGUCGAGUACGAGCUGGAUGAAGGCCUUAUCUCCUUUGGUUCAUGCCUCGAACGAGGCCAAUAUGCAAAGGCUGUUGACCUCCUGGAGGAGCUGCCACUGACACCGGAGACUGAAGCGAUGUGGCGUUCUUUGGCCGAUGCUUCAAUGGAGCACUUCAAUUUGCCGGUGGCCGAACGCUGCUAUGCGGUCCUGGGAGAUGUGGCUAAGAGUCGAUAUCUUCAUAAGGCAGGGCGAUGUGAGGCUCCGCAGACCGUGCGAAACGACCAUGCUCAGACCAGGCGAAAAUGGCGAUGCUGGCGAAGCAGUUUCAACGAGCUGAGGCCAUUUUGUUGGACCACAAUGAGCUGGAUGAAGCUUUGGCCAUGUACCAGGAGCUUCACAAGUAUGAUGAGUCCAUCAGAUUGGCAGAGCGAAAGAACCAUCCAAAGGAGAAGGCCGGAGAGCUGCAGGAGAUUGAAGGCGACUUUGUCAGGCCCCACUCCCUGUGCGACAAGUGCGAAGGAGAGCAGAGUGGCUUUGUCCGCACUGGGUCUCCUAGCCGCUUGCCAGAGAUGCCGAAGAUGGACACAUCUUCGGCGUGAAUGGCGCGGCCAGCGCGUGUCGUGCCAUGCGCAGGAGGACGAUGAGAACGAAGACUACUUCGAAAGCACAGGUGGAGGCAGCCAAAGCAGCAGUGCCCGCCAAUCAUUGUCGAUGCCAUCGGAAGCUUCACAGCUUGAUGUUUUGUCACCGAGCGCGGAUGAAUUGGUGAACGUGGACGUGCCAAACCACUACUUGAACAUCUCCAGGUCAAGACCUACAAAAAGUGUCAGAGGCGGCCCUGCUCAUGUGCAUGGUCGCUCCAAGCGCUCCAAGCAGAAGGUCCAGUGGCGAUUGAAGCAGGGCCCUCCUUUGGCGCACAAGAACUGGGACUUUCCGUCUCGUCUCCGGGUCUCUACGGGUAUCGCCAAGCGUCGGCGCCUGGAGCAACCCACAGGUGUGGUUGUGAGACCAACGAUGGAGCGAGUGCGGGAGGCGCUCUUCAAUCAGGUGACCUCUAUGCACUUGUUUGAAGACCGCUCUGUACGCGUGCUUGAUCUUUUUGCAGGCACCGGUUCCUUGGGCAUCGAAGCGCUGAGCCGUGGAGCUGCGGAGUGCAUCUACGUGGACACUUCGAAAGAAUGUGUGGAUUGCUGCAUUGCCAACUCAUGGUUGGCAGGCUUCAUGGAGCAUGAAGAAGCUGCCAAGGGCACCAUCAACGACCGUAUCCAGGCCGAAGUGGCACCCUUGAUGAUGGUUGGAGGUCCUCGGGCGCAGGUGCAGAUCGAGCUGCAUCGAGCGCAGGUGUCGCGGCAGCCGGUGGGUGCGGUGCAGGCAGACGUCUUGGAUUUCCUUGAGGAUCCCGAGAAAUUUGGCCUGGUCAACCGGAGCUUCAACCUGGUGAUGGCCUCGCCAAACUUCAACGAGAUCUCCUACCGGCAGCUUUGCACUGCGCUUGCCAAGUCUGAUUUGAUCGAGCGAGAUGGCUUGGUUGCGAUCGAGUACCCUCGUGAAAUAGGCGUCUUGCCACCUGUGCUUUGUGCUCCCUUCGACGAAGAAGACGACUGGGAUGACGUUGCGGCAGGGGUUCCAGUCCUUCAUGGGCUCAGGAACCGUGAGUAUGGCAGUGGCAUGUUGGCUAUUUAUUGCAAGCUGCCCACUGGGGCACGGGGCCGUGCCGGCGAGCCACGACCCUGGGAGUUCACGGAGACGCUGAUGCAACCGAAGCUUCGGCAGAGGAGCCGCGACCUUUGGCGAACGCCCAGCAUCUUCUCUGAGAGGGAGCGUGGCUUUGCAGUUCCCAAGCAGGCCGCUUCGGUGGUGCAACGCCACAAUGCCAACUACUCCCAGGAACUUCUGCAGAAGAUCGUGGCAGGGCUACAGGCCAGCGGCAUGCACGACCGUGCGGGCGCCUUGUAUGAGCGUAUGGGGCUCAUCCAGCCAGCUAUGGAUGCCUAUUGCAGGGGCCAUGCCUAUCGCCAGGCGAUCGAGCUGGCCAAGCAUUCGCAGCCGGGCUUGGUGGUUGCCUUGGAAGAGCAGUGGGGCGACUGGCUGGUGUCACAGCGACAGGUUGAUGCUGCUAUCAACCACUACAUUGAGGCUGGUUCUGCCAUCAAGGCCAUUGAUGCGGCAAUGACUGCGAGGCAGUGGCACAAGGCAGAGAUGCUACUGGAUCAGGUGUCGAUGGGAGCGGACCAGACAUUUGCGCUGCCCUUCUACGAGAAGCUGGCGACGCACUACGGGCAAUCCCGGCAGUUUGACCAGGCUGAACGCGCCUUCAUCAAAUCUGGACGACCACAGCGGGCGGUGCAGAUGUAUGUCGAUCAUGCGCAGUACGAGAAGGCGCACCGGGUAGCAAAGGCACAUCUGUCCCCAGCGGAGAAAACCGAGCUCUACAUUCAGCUGGCUCAGGCACCUACCAGCGGGAUUUCACGAGCGCAGGCUGAGCAGAUGUAUCUGGCAGUGAAUGAGUUCGAUUUGGCCAUCAACAUGUACAAGAAGCGAGAAGAGUAUGAGCAGAUGUUGCGCUUGGUGUCCAAGUAUCGCAAGGAGCUCUUGAACGAUACUUACAAACACAUUGCAGAGCAGUACGAAAUGAAAGGAAAUCUAAAGAAGGCAGAGCACUACUACGUCGAGGCCAAGAUGUGGACAAGUGCCAUGUCGAUGUAUCGACAGCUGGAACAAUGGGAAGAUGCGAAACGUGUGGCCAAGAUGCAUGGGGGAAAGCAAGCUUUGGAGAAGGUGGUCCUCGCCCAAGCCCAUGCAACCUUCAAGGAGCAUGGUGCGGAGGCAGGCGCACAACUUCUUGCAAAGCAUGGCCUCAUCGACAUCGCCAUUGACUAUGCUGUGGAGCACAGCAACUUUGCGCACGCCUUCGAGCUGGCCAAUUUGUCGGCAAAACACAAGCUACCAGACAUUCACUUGAAGAAGGCGACGCUGCCGAUCUGGGCGAGCUUGCGAAAUCGGGCCCUCGCGCUGGAGGAUGACGAGCAGUUCAAACUGGCUGAGGAAGAGUUUAUCCAAGCCAAGAAGCCCAAGGAGGCCAUUGAUAUGUAUGUGCAUCAGCGUGACUGGGUCUCUGCAAUGCGGGUGGCCGAGGCCUACGAGCCCCAGAGCGUGAAUGACGUCAUGGUGCAUCACGCCAAAGAUCUGGUGGAUCAGAACAAUAUGCAGGCUGCAGAGAAUCUCUUCAUCCAGGCUGGAAAGCCAGAGCUGGCGGUCAAGGCCUAUUCGGCGAAACGUAAUGUCCCAGAGGCAGUGCGGGUCUGCAAGAAGCACUGCCCCCACAUGCUGGGAGAUGUGGUGGAUUCAUAUGGCGAAGGUGGUGGAGCACCAGGAGUAGCGCAAAGUUUGGAUGAGAUCCUGGAUGCAGCGAAGAUCUACGAGGAUACUGGCAGCUACUCGCGUGCAAUUGACACGUACUUAUCAGUCUCGGAGACGAGCAGUGCAGAUGCCGAUCGCCUCGAAGAGGUCUGGGAGAAUGCGGUGAGGCUCUCCAUGAAGCACGCUCAGGAGCGGUACAACGAGGUGGUGUCCAUUGUGGCCAAACGCCUCAAGCUUAUCCAGCGCUUCGAGGCCGCGGCGGAGCUCUACGAGAGUGUGGACCACGCACGGGAGGCGGUGAACUGUUACAUGGCCGGUGAGGAAAGCUUGGCCUUGCUUGAAAGCAAUGAACCUAAAGCCUGCAUCAUGGAGCAGGUGUAUGGCUUUGGGCUGCCAGAGCAUGAAGAAGACAACUCUACUCCCAAAGACAGGUUCCUCAGCCUCGUGGCCAAUCGCCCUUGGAAGCAUGGAGGCUACCAUGUGGUGACCAUGCUGCUUGACAACAACCAUUGGGUCAAGCAAAGCCGAAGAAGGCACGGAGCAGAUAUUGGAUGUUUCACUACUGAAGUCGGCAGUGCUCUUCUGCUCAAGAUUGCUAGAGAACGGCAGCAGCAAUGCACGCCAGAAGAAUUUUUGAAAGUCAAACGUCGUGGACAUAGAGUAGAACAGCCACCGCGGCAACCUAUUCAUCCUCAGCCUCAGCCUUUGCAGUCUGCGAGCAGCAGCAGCAGAGAGGUCCAGGUUGCUCUUCCUUUGAAGAUGGGUCCAAAUCCCUUCCAACAGUGCAUUGCAAUCUCUGCUCAUGAUGCUCUUGCCCGAACAGAAGCAGCGGUAGAAUUGGACCCAAUGAUUAAAGAAGCUUUGUAUGAAGUAGGACGUCCAGUGCUCAGUUUCAAAGCGAUGGCUUGGAAAGCCAGCAAGUCCACUAAAAUGCUCAGCCUUCAGUUCAAGCGAAUCGCAGACUGCGUGUUUGAGGGUGGUAGGUUUUUAGCAAAUCAGCUGAUUGAUGCCGCCUUCCGAUUUGUCGACAGGGGCUCCUUGAAGCCUGUAGCUUGGAUUGAAAAACGACGAUAUGAUGAAACACCAUUGCCGGUGAAGCUUCGUGACAGAUCACUUCAAAGCAGCGACAAGCAAGCCAAAGUACUGCAAACAGAAGCUGUCUAUGGGAUGGUCUUUGAAGAUACGGUCACAGCAAAAAGGAUGUUCAUGAAGUUUCGAUUGCCAACUCCUCUGCUUAGCCUUGAUCGGACAACAGCGCAAAAUAUCAAACAAGCAGUUCUGAAAGCCUGUCAUUGGCCAGAAUCAGGCUGGUGCAAAGAGAACUUUCCGCUCAACUAUAGCAUUGUGGUCACCGACCAGUACGCAGCAAACUUCAGUGCUGAACGUUCUAUGGACCAAGAUUGGCCACGCUGUGGCAAGGUUCAUUUACCUUGCGAUGUACACAAGUUGUCACGCGCGCAAACAACCCAGCAUAAUCUGGUUGACACUGAGAUUUCAUGCAUGGUUGCUGGCAGUGUCAUUCUACAUGAAGCAGGGGCAGCGCAGGCUUUUCGUGACUGUGUGUUCCAAGUCUUGGAAUCUAACCUGGAGAUUCGCUACGCAGCACCGCCAGAAGGCUUUGUGAAAGAGUACCGAGAAGCCUUGCAUGAGCUCCUCCUGAAGAUUCCUGAGUUCAGUCACCAGGAUGAGCGAAGAAAAAGUUUCAAAGCUUUGCGAAUUAGGCAGCGGAGAGUUAUUGCGUACUUUCUCAAUGGAGAUUUGCAGUCACGAAGAAUCAUCCACUUCACAGAGAAUGACAAUGUGACCAAGGAGACACUUCUUCCAAAGAUCCGAAAGUAUUUGCUACCGGCUUUGCUUCCAGGUCCUGUUCCAACAUUCCCUCGCCACAGAUGGACCAAUUCUGACUUGUCUGUUGACUAUUUUGCAAUUUUAGCAACUCACCACCAGUUGUUGGAGCGUGCCUCAGCCUUAUGGUUGGGCCUAGACAAUUUGGAUGAAGCUCCUGAGUGUGAUGAUCAAGAAGGACCAAUCACUUGGGAAGACUUGCUGAAGAAAAAGUUGCAAAGCUUGCCUAGUCAUGUGCCUCCUUUGCCCACACCCGGUCCAGCAGUUGGUGAAGCAUGCCUCGACGAGAAUGGUCCAGACGGUGACAAUGACCAAGGUGAACAAGAUCAAGCGUUGGACAACCUCAAUCCAAACCCACCUCAAGAACAAGAUGAUGGUGUGAGCUAUGUGGAACGGGAUUGGGCAAAGAUACUCAAGUCCCUCAAGCAAAAGUUCAUUGCUUGGAUCAAAUCCAGUGGCAGCCAACACACAGUUUCUUUGGCAGGGAGGUUGGUCAUAAUGCGGAUUUCCAUGGAUCCUGUUUGCAGGCUCAUGCACAAGUUUCUGCACCUUGCUGGACAAAGAUGGGACAAAGAACAGGAGUUCAAAGCUGCAUUGGGACAAACCCGCAGUUACAGAAUUCUUGAAGCGCAUAAGGGGCAGGAUGUUGCCAACCUGUUUGAAUACCUUGAGCGAGCUCACCAUUCUGUCCCUACAGCUGUGCCCCUGAAAGAUAUGAAGCUGAUCAGCAGAAAUCUCUUGUUUGCUUUGCUGUCCCGAGUUGCUUGCAAUCUACAAGUUUCGCUGCUUCCUUCUAGGAAGGCUUGUCCAGUGAGAUUGUUUUCAUGCCUUCUUGGGAACAAUGAAGUGGAACAGUUCUACCAGUUGAGAAAUUGCCUUCAUGAUUCUUUGACAGCGGCAUUUGUCCAUGCGUUCCCAAGUGUCGCAGAGGCAUCAUCUCCAACUGCGCAAGACAUUUUGAUUUCGUUGGCCCUCCUGAUCGACAUGGACAUUUCACAAAUCGAAUCAAAGCAUGCCUCGGCUCGCAGAAUUGUCAUGUCCCGGUCACUUCAAACACAUGGUACGCAGCUAGAUGAUCUUUCAGCAGACUUCCUGCUGAGACAAAAUGCUGUGGAUUACACAAGAGUGUUCACAGGUGGUACUGGUAGAGGCGAAGGGGUGCAGACUUCAAAAAGAAAACGACUGCGCAAGGUUCGAAAAGUUCGCAAGGACGGACGUGAGAGAAAGGCUUCCAGACCAGGUGGUUUCAGAACGUGGCUGCAUAUGCACAAGAAGGGCAUUUUGUGGAAGACGCCUGGCACUAUGACAGAGCUUGCGCGAGAAUUCCCGGCCCUGCCAAAGGAAGAGAAAGACGCCAUCUCAUCAAUUGCAGAGGCUGCUGGAACCAGUGUUGACCAUGGUUAUGCGCCCUUUGGUGUGAAACCACGUGAUGCUUCAGCUUUGGCAAUCCCCUUGUCAAACACUGUUGAGCUGGCAGUGCAAGAAGCCAAACAACAAAUCUCAUCUUUGCAGGCAGUUACUCGGGAAGAGGAGGCAAGAUUGAAUACAGCCCUUGUGCGUUAUCACGAGCGGCAUGUGGACAACUUGCCGGAGGCAUUUGUUCAAGUGCUUGGUCGAGAUUUCCACCGCUGUGUGGCAGAUUCCCUGGCUGUUUUUGAUAUGCACCUACCAGCUGAUGCAUUUUAUUCGGAGGCAGAAGACCACGAAGACUUUGCUGGUGAGGGCUACGUCGACGUGGAUGCUGGCAGUGAUGUGUCUGGCAGCCCUCCAAAUUCUGACCUUGACAGCAGUUGUACAGAAGAGGAAGAGCUGGACAAAGAGCUUGGAGAGUGGCUAGAUUACCUGGAUGCUGAAGAGGCGCCUGAGGAAUUUCCAGACCAGCAUGCAGAGACCCCAAAGGGCCAGGAACAUGAGGGCAAUGACGAUGACCUGGAUGGGCACAAUGUCAGCGCAGACACAAAAGAGCAGGCGAUUCAAGACGGGCAAGCUGCCUUGGGUUCAAAGCCUUUGCGUGAAGUGCUUUUGAGUGACGAUGAGCGUCAAGAGUGGCUGAAGAAGGCAGCUGCGCUGCUGCGUUGCGAAGCUGGCGUUUCCUGGGCGGAAACAAAUAGCAGAGGGCAACCCGUCGGAGAUGGUUGCGACAACUGCGUCCGCACCAUGCUCGAGAAACAUCCGGACAUGACUUGGAAUGAGGUUUGUGCCAAGUGUGAGAAGAGCAAGGAGUUUCAGAGCGAUUCCAAAAUGGCCGCCCAGAAAAGACUCGAAUUGGCAGACACUCUGGAAAACCGGCAGUUUCACCCAGGCAGUGAUGUCUUUCAAUCUGAGAGGGUUGGUCAUGUGACCUAUGUCGAAGUGGCUGUGCUGACAGAAGCAGAAUUGCUACGAAUCUUUAAAGUGGGAGCAAAGACCUUGGGGUUCGCAAAGGAGAAGCUGGUGCCUUUCUACAACGAAGAGGGCAAGCUGUCGCACGGGUACUAUGUGGGCCUGAGGGGUAUGCCUAUUUCUGAACUUUUCAGUUGCAGAAAGAUGCGCUUGUUCAGCGAGCUCAGCCAUUCCCAUGACCAACACUUUCUGGAGCCUGAGUACCAGUUUGACAAACAGCAGGGCGUCAACAACUUCGAGUACUACAAGGCACAGGAGAUCGGCAAGCGCGCUUCUGGAGUUCAGGUAGCCAGCAGGCCCCACUUGAAGCACUUCUGUGAUCUACAAGAAAUUGCCGAUGGGGUGGAAAAAAAGCGACGUGAGAAAGAGGAGGCGCAGAAACAUGAAGAGCCUGAAGAUGAGGAGCCAGACGAAGAUCUUGACCAAGAGAUGCAGGCCAUGGGUGAGGAUGGUGAAAACGUUCCAAAGAGGAAGCAAGCUCCUGGUGUUGCUCAAGCUGCAGGUGGAGCUCCAGAAGCCAGAAAAAAAACCUCGACUGCUGCUCGCUCCAAGAAGGAGGUGAAGGACAAGAAAAGUUCGGCUGGUGGCGGCGAAAUCUUUGCCAGCAGUGCUGAUAUGGAGGCUUUGAAGGAGUCGGACUUUGAGAUGUUCAAGGUGGCAACCCGCUUUGGGAGCCUGCCGGAAUGCCUCUUGAAACUCAAUGUGAAGGAGAAGAUCUUACCAAAGCUAGAAGGAGCACGAGAGCAUGACCUUUUGGUCCAGCGGUACGCUGAAUGUGAAGCUGCGGACAAGUUGGUGAGCGGCAACAUCAUGACCAUGGGAAGCAGGGACCUCACCAACCUGCUGACUGUCCUGGAUGGCACCAACAUCACGUUUCCCUUUCCCGUUCGUUGCAAGUUGGUAGAGCGCCACGCCACAGACGUUUGCAAGGACAUCUUUGAAUCCACAGAAGACCCGGUCAGCUUGCGCUCAAGAUUUUGUGAGCUGCUUUUGCCUCAGCGGGGCAUCCCGGCAUCCUUUGAUUGUUUCUGCCCGACACUAGCAGGUCUUCUGGUUCAAGAACUCGAACAAGUAGAUGAAGCAGAGAACCUGGCUCACUUCACGGACGGCGACAAUGUGAGCGCUGAGAAAUACGCUCUUGGCACUCUCUUGGCGGAUGCUUUCAGCAACGACUACACGAUACAGAUUCUCAAAGGCGGCCAGGCCAAGAAGAAUGCCCUGCUGGCGAUCAUGCAGGCAAUGCUUGAUAAGAAAGACUCGUUUGGGCUUCCAUCCUCUUUUCCUCCUGAGAGCAUGCCUGACUCGGUCAAGGGUGCGGUUGAUGCCAUCAUGGAAGCAUGCACUGUGAUUUUGCACAUUGUGGAGCCAACCUUCCCAGUGUCCAUCGAAGCAUUCAAUUCGCUGAUGACAAGGAAAGGCAAGAACCUGCUGAAAAACAACUUGAAGAUUGCUGUGGAAACCGGAUUCAGGAAGGAGGUUGAUGACGUGCUUCGCACAGCAGCCAAAUCUCAGAUCUACUUCCCGGAAGUGGAAAAGUACACCACAUCACUCAAAGACGCCGCAGCGCAGGAUUUUGCCUUUGCCUUGCUCGUCGAAGUCUUGAACAAGUACCCGGAAUACCAGUCGCAACUGCGACCAGGUGCCACUCAUCACCUUGGCCAGCAACUGCUUCUGCAUUUGAUGAAAGCCUCCAAGAGCAUGCUGGGUCAAGACAUGUCUUCCACAGAGCCUUUGCCCUUCGAGGUGUCGGAUGUCGACGCUGUGAUGGCGGGCCUCAAGCAGUUCUCUGGAAGUCCAGAGGCAAAUGAGCGACUGGCUGAAUUGAAGAGAUGGAAAGCGACAAUGUCCCAGUAUCUUGGCCGGCAGCAGCUACUUCAGCUUUGCACGGCAAUGGAGACCGAUAGAUCCAGCGUCAAAAUCAAGCAGCUGCAGUCAUGCUUGGAAUCAGCCCAGCUGUCCGCAAGCACCCCUCCUACAGGCCCAUUGGGGGAGAAGAUGCUUAAGGCAUUGCCUGCAGUCCUUGGUUGGUUGAUGGAGCAGGUUGCCGGCGAUAUGGCAAACCUUGGAGAAAGGUUGCCGGCUCUGCUUGACGAUGUGGAGGUUGUGGACAAAUUCGCGGUGGCCACUCAUCAUGGAAUGCAGACUUGGCUGAAUCUUCAGAUUCAUGUGGUGCAAACCGGAUUGUCUUUGAGGACUGCCCAGAUCCAGUGGGAGAAUUUGGCGCGUGAAGUGAAGGACCGUGUGGAGAAGGACAAGAAGCAUGAGAAGUUGAUUGCAGUACUGACAGCCUGUCGAAAAUUCGAGACAAGUGUGAGGGCAGCAGGCCAGUAUGCCUUUCACACUUUGGCUGCUGAGUGCUCAAAGCUUGGUCUGGCAGAGGAUGAUGCUAUUGCUUCCAUGAAUUUCCACACAACCUUUACUGCAUCGCUAGAUGAAUUCUAUGACGGCAUUCGGUUGACGGCCACUGGCUACAUGGAGAAAAUCAAGUCCAUGAAGGAGGACAUGAUUGGCAAAACCGGCGAGCUAGCUAACCCGGAGUCACCAGAGUAUUGGAGGCACGGCCUUGCUUCUGAUUGCAGCUUGGCGGACCUCAAGGCUGCCAGCCGCUCGAAGCUCAAGAAGCUGCCCGGCGGAUCUAUCAAGAGUCUCUACGACAAGCAAGUGAAGGACAGACUAUUUAUUGUCAGCAAAGCACAGGCUUUGGCCAGGGAUGAACUUGGCGAGAUUUCUGGAGGAAGUGUAGAUGAGUCUCGCGUGCACAGCGUCCUUAUGGUUGAGGUUUGGGAGAAGGCGCGUUUGCUGGCGCAGCAGAUGGCCCCUGACAUGGUCAGGUUGGUGGAAGAGAGGUACAAGUCGGAGCUUGUCAACAAAGGAGAUGGAGACCAUGUCAUACGCAUGACUGGAGAUGUGGAUACCGCGCUGGACAUGUAUGCUCGGAAUGGCGAAUGGACAAAGUGCCUGACGCUCGCCGAGAAGCAGAGCCCAAAGAUCCUGCCGCACUACUUGGUGCAAUACUGCAAGAUUCUUGCGAACAAAGGCGACAAUUUGGAGGCCUGUCAGAUGCUGGUUCGCUAUGGGCCGCCCACAGAUCCUGGGCAAUCCAAUUCCAAUUUCCAGCUCUACAAGGCCGGGUUGCCACACUUGCUGGCUGGAGAUCAGCCGGCUGGACCGCCCUUAGUACGGGAGAUGCUCCUGCGCGUCAUGACGCCCGCGGGCACAUUGGGAGCACCGCCCACACCGAGCAUCCUGGCAGAGGACCGACGGCCGCAGGCGGAGUUCCUCAAGGCGCAGCUCGAAACGGGCGAUGGGCCAACGCGGGGAACGCUACGUGAACGUCACAUGGCCCCGGAGCUGGUGGCCAAAAUCAGUUUGUCCCUGUGUCGCUACUGUUCCGAGUUCCCGAUGGAUCUCGCCUUUUAUAGUGCUGGUUUGGACUGCAAGGAAGCAGGCAUGAUCAACAUGUCCUUCUUCUUCUUGAAUCGCUUCCUAGACAUUGCAGAUGCCAUCGAUGACCCUGAGAACGCAGCCAUCGAUAACACAGAUUUUAUGGACACUGACAUCCCAUCGCCAUAUGACUUGGAUCUUCCAGAUCAAAACCAUGUCUCGAGUGAGAAGGUGGAGGAAAUCCGCGACUGGGUCUUGGGAUGGUCUAUGGAUCAAUCUGUACAGCAAAAGACGCUUGGACCAAUGGGGCGCUACUAG
Molecule: messenger RNA, 13248 nt
Organism: Durusdinium trenchii
Lineage: Eukaryota; Dinophyceae; Suessiales; Symbiodiniaceae
Source: the annotation of a GenBank genome assembly